CAAACAGCUGAUUGAUGGUUGUUUAUUUUCAAUUUGCACGUAACUUUCAAAACAAUCAAAUUCCUUCGGAAAUGAUUAUCCAAAAUAGGAUUCCCCUUAUAGGUCAUAUUUUAAGACGGUGUCAUCAACAAGCGAUGAAAAUAAACGCUAGAAAAGACAACUUAACAGCAUAUUUUGGAAAAUGGCCAGAAACGGAGCAGAAGGAAUUUCGCCAGCAUAUGCGCAUUAUCGCGGAUUUCAUUAGUGAGCCAGAGGAACAGCAGCUUCACGAGGAAAUCGAACCCUAUAUGAGCCGCCUGCGCUACGAGUUCGAUCACUGGGACGAUGCCAUUCACGGUUUUCGGGAGACGGAGCGGAAGAAGUGGUUCCCCAAAAACAGAGAGGUCCUGGAGCGCGUGCGCCAAGUGGCCUUCGAUGGAGCAAUUAUGCCCUAUGUCCACAUCCUGGAUCUUGCGCCCGAUGGCGUAAUCAAGCCCCAUGUGGAUAGCACGCGAUACUGCGGCAACACAAUCUCCGGGAUCAGCUUACUUAGCGACAGUGUGAUGCGACUUGUGCGCACGGAUGAGCAGCGAUACCAACAGCAAUCACCGGGAACUGCAACGCAACCGACAUCCCAGGGGUCAGAGCCCGAUGCAGCUUAUCGCCAUCAGCCGGAGGCGCCUCUGAAGAACAACUUUUACGCUGACAUCCUGCUGCCACGCCGCUCCUUGUACAUAAUGAGCCACACGGCUCGCUACAACUUCACGCACGAGAUACUAUCCAAGGAGCACUCCCAGUUUCGGGGUACGCUGGUGCCAAAGACGCGUCGCAUUUCCAUCAUUUGUCGCAACGAACCCUAAGCGGGGUAUGCCAUCCUGAUUUAAAUGAAAAUAAAAUUCCUAUUUACUGCA
Molecule: messenger RNA, 890 nt
Organism: Drosophila santomea
Lineage: Eukaryota; Metazoa; Arthropoda; Insecta; Diptera; Drosophilidae
Product: alpha-ketoglutarate-dependent dioxygenase alkB homolog 7, mitochondrial
Exons: 4
Coding region: 15-839 (274 amino acids)
Biological process (GO): DNA damage response; fatty acid metabolic process
Cellular component (GO): mitochondrial matrix
Source: RefSeq, a predicted model, not a curated record